GGGCGCACCAGAAGCGCACCAGCAAACGGGCUCCGCAGAUGGACUGGAGCAAGAAAAACGAACUGUUCAGCAACCUGUGAAUCCGCCCCGGGGGGGACAUGGCUCCCCCCAUCCCCUUCGUCCCCACCACCGUGAUGGGGAGGACGGGGCUCGGGGUUGGUGAGCAUCCCUGCUGAGGAUGGUGAUGGUGCCCUGGGUGCUCCUCCGGCCCUGGCGUGAGGCUUUGUGCGCCCGGCUAUGUGCAGAGCUUUGGGGAGGUUUGGUGACUCGGAGUGGCCGGGUUUGAUGCCCAAUGCUUCUCAUCCCCUCUGCCAGCUCUCCUCCUCCCAUCCCAAAACCCACCUCUGUUUCAGCCCCCCCAGAUAACCUCCCUUUCUUGAGGCUCUUGGUGACUUUCACCAAGCCCUGUGCCACAGCAAUUCCUCCUGGGGUUGGCACUCUUGACCUUGCAGUGUCCGUCCACGAUGACGCCAUCCCUUCAUUCCUGUGCCCCCAGAGCUGCCCUCGGAGGCACUUGGGCAUCCCACAGCCCCCGCCCCAGGGUUGUUUUGGGAGAGGAGAGGUGUCUGGAGCCAGCACAGCAAGCAAUAAUCACCCCCUGUGCUGCUGCUUGCUCCCGGAGACAGAGCUGAUCAGGGUUUGCAUCCUACCCUGCUUAGUUUAAAGGGUCCCCAAUAGACUGUCUUCUUUCUCCAAAAUGAGAGGUUUUCCAAUCACUCGGUUUAUUUUUUUUUAAAUGUAUUUUGUGGAAAAUUCCUGUGGAUGUUUUGUUUCUGUGUUUUGCAAUCAGGUGUUGUAUUGUCAAGCUGAAGAGAAAUUCUGUUUACUGGAAUAAAUCUUCCUGACUUCACGUGUCCAGCUGGAGGCCAAAUCCUUGCGGAGCCGUGGAUCCCAGGGCGCGGUGCCAGGGGGGACCUGAGGGCAGGGGCUGCAGACAGGGCACCAUCCCUCGUGAAGGUGGCUGUGCACGCUGGGUCCUGUCUGUGGGCAGACACCUUAGAGUCUGAGUUUGUUUGAAUGUCCCCCUGGAGGAGUUAAGCCAUGGUGAGCUGACACGGUGUCCGGUUUGGUGCUGGGAUGGAGUAAUGGAGAAGGCUGGGCUGGUCCCUGCGUGAGUUAAUGCCUUGGGACGAUUAAAGGGCUUUAAUCCCACAGAGGGGGGGCAGUUCCAGGCUUCUGUGUGCCUGCUCUAAUCUGCCCAUCCGUAGGGAUGUGGCUGCUGACUGGGCUGGAGGGAGGCAGCAUUGCUGGGGGUAGCCCCAACCCUAAAGUGCUCCACUGGGACGUGGGGUGAGCCUGAGUGCUGGGCAGCAGGCUGGAGGAGGGCAGGGCACUGCCUGUCCUGGGUGGGACCUCUGAGGGUUUUGCCAGCCCUGGGGCAGGGGCUGACCCCCUCUGUGGAGGAUGGAGCCUGCAGCUGAGGGCUGUGGGGCUGCCGUGCCGGUCCUGCUGGGCUCAUACAGCUAUUUUUAAGCUCUGUGUGCUGGGACAGCUUAUGCAGCUCUGCGCUAAGCCCUCCUGCUGCAGCAGGAGUGUGGGGGAAUGGAUCCUUCGCUGCAACCAGCAGCGUGGCUCACUUGGCAAUCCUGAGAGCUGCGGGUGUGGAUGUGUUGAGCCCCCCCUUUCCAAGGGGUACUCUGGGACAGACCUGAUGUUGUUUUGGGUUGCCAGGGUGAAGGCUUUUCCUGGCUGCCUGGGAGGCAGGGAGUGUCUUGGUGUUGCCUGGGCACCAGGGAUGCCAAGUGCAGUGCUCGCUGAUGCUGGAGCAACCACUGGGCUGGUGCAGCCGGAGCAGCACCCUGUGCCCCUGGGGCUGUGUGGGACUGUGGCCCUCCAAAGAAAGGCUUUCGUGUGAAACUGAGGAUGAGAAAACCCCUGACCUGCUCUGUUCCAGGUUGGGCUAGGCAAUGGGAAGACAAGGCUGGUCUCCUAUUCUGUCUCUUCCAGUCAUUGCUGCUGCUCUGGAGCUGGGUGAGGGCCAGAAAAGCAGCUUCCAGGUGGGGAUGGAUGUGAACCCAUAGGAGAUGUUUUCCUGGUGUGAUGAGGCAGGUGCAGAGGGAGCCUGGACAGCCCCAGCGUUGUGCUGGUAGGGCUGCAUGCUGGCAGCAGUGAGGAGCGACCAGGGUAGGCAAGCAGCUCAUCAGCAGGUCCUGGGACCAUCCCCAGACCCUACAGCAGUCACACAGGGGGUGGAGCUGCUGCACCUUUCCAGCAUCAGCACCCAUUCCCCACACACACCCAGAGAGGUCUUUGUCCUCCCAGCUCUUGAACAAAAUAGGCCUUAGCCCCCACCUGGCAUCAGGAACCUGCAGAAGUCAAAGUAGUACUGACCCUGCUCUCUGUUGGAGAUGAGGUCUUUUUCAGUCCUUCUUCCAGCCGUGGGGAACGGCUGUGACAGCACCCAGCCCUCCUACCUCACGCACAGCAGACACUGGCUUUUAGGAACAGAUAGCUCAGUUUCACCAUCCGUAUCCUACCAGAGGUGUGUGUCCCCUAUCACCCCAAGGUCUGUGUGUGUGCUUUGUGCUGGAGCAGCACGUGCUGUGUCAGUGACCACUUGGUUUGAAAGCCAGCAAUGCUGCAGCACCUUGGAAGCUGGUAGUGCAUGUGGUAGAUGCUGCAAACACUGUCCUGGGGGACAGAAUCCAUCCCUGCCUGCAGCAAGGGAUGAAGGGCAGGAGGAUUAAUAGACCUUAUAAUUUUAAUCUCAGCUGGAAGUGGAGCUGCUCUUUUCUCUAUCACUGCAGAAAGCUUUUGCUACAACAGAAUCAAUGUUAAAUACUACUUGUGGUUUAAAAUACCAUCAUACACGCUUGGUUCCUGCACUUGGUUUUAACAUUAGUCACAGGGAUGAUUUUAUUUAAACAAACUAAAACUGGAAAACUAAAACUCACAGGUCCUAAAAAUACUCAUAAAGUAACACUAAAAAUUCCAGAGUCUGCCAGAUAAAAGCUUUCAGAUUUGCACAGGGAUGUUAUUAUCUGAUAUUUUAUAAGUGAAACAAAUCACUUCUGGUCUGAAAUUAGCCCUUCUGGCUGCCCUUACAGUGGGAAAGCACCCAGGAGCAGCAGUUAUCCUCCUUUUUCUUUUAGCUUCCCUUCUGUGGAAAGCAUGCCGAGUGGGGCAGGAAAGGUCAGAUUAAAUAACUGCAUUAAAAGUCUGUCCAGUGUGAGUCAGACAAGUACCUCUUCUUUGGGAACAGACCUCAGAUGUAUCACAGGCUGACUCUUGCCCUGCAGGUGUCUGCUCCAGUGAGUGAUGCUGUCCCACACCCCAGUUCAGCUUAUUGGAGAGCAGCAGGCAGCUCCAGGCCUUGCAGAAGAAGUCCUGAGCUGCCCUGAAGAAAAGUCACCAUUCUGCCUUCUUUCAGAUGUCUUUCUCCUUGCUGUGGUAACAGCAGAGCCAAGAGAUUAAGCAGCAUUUUGCUGAUGGCCUGAGGUUUCCAGUCCACACACGUACCAGGUAUCAGCGUGCCAAAGCACAGUUCUGAACUGAGCAAGAGAUGCUGUCUCAAAAGCCUCCUGCAGCUGCCAGUUCUCUUAUGUAGAGAUCACGGAGAGACUGCUCAGGCCUUGCUUGACUUGUAUUAGUGAUUCUAAUCGUGUUAAUAGUUUGACGACUCUUUUCUUAUGUUGAAUCAGUAGCCUUCAGGCGGGCUCAGAAGGGCUGUGCUAUCUCCUUGGACUGUGCCAUCCUUGCUUCUAAGAAUGAUUUCCUGGCCCUGUUUCAGCUGAGCACAGCCAUCAGCCAGGCGUUCCUCACUAAUUCCCUACCCCUUCACCUCCACCCCUGGAUCACGGAUCAUCCUCCAGAGCUGAAAGGUGAAUCAGCACUUUCCCUUUCAUGCUCACCCCCACACCCCAUAAAGGGGUUCAAAGAGUUGCUGUUGUCCUUUUUGACUUCCAAAUAGAUUUUCAGCAUUCAAAGAAAGCCCUGCUGCUCCCAGAUUGCUUUCAGAGGUACCUCACAUUUUUAUUUUUUAUUAUUACUUAAUAGAGGGCAGAUUGAGCUACCUGAGCACUCAGACUUCCUCUGCACCAGUGACGAAUCAUGUUCUGAGGGCAGUGGGAAGCAGGAACACGGGUUGCUGCUUGUCCAGAAACUGGUUGUGCCAGGAAUCAAUUAACUGCUGGUGACUGUAGGCCCCGCUGGAACAGCAUGUUAAAGUCAUGGAGUCAUUCCUAAUCAAGUCUGUGAAUUAGCGGCUGUUCUCCGGGUCCAAACUUCAGGCAGUAUUCUUAGCUGUUGCAACAAAGUAGAAAAGUGACAAGAUGACAAAGGAAACAGACCAGAACAGCCAAGUGCAGCCUUGUCAUUCAUGCUCAGACCUCACAACAAAGUCCAACCUUUCCCUGGAACCCAGGUUUGUGUCUGGCCCUAUCUGUCAGUCUCCAGUCCCCCAGCUGGCAGCUUCUCUUCAGUGUAGCUUUUCUUCUUCACAUGCUUUGUCUGCUCCAGGAGCCACUGUCUCUCUUGGUCAGUGACAUCCAGCCUCAGCGUCACCUCUUGGAAAACACUGUUCACAGAAACCUGUAUCACACAGAAGAAACAGAGCUCCAUCCCAACCAUAGGACAAACACUGCUCACAUGAGGGGUAAAAGCUGGGCUGUCACUGCACCUCCUUAAAAUUUAGCUUCUUGAACAUGCAGAUACUGGCUUCAUUUUCCUGACCUAUCUUAGCCUCAAAUUUGGUGAUGCCUAGCUCUGUCACUCCUACAAAAGAAACCAGAAAGACAAAAGUUACUGUUACCUGCUUGGCUGCCAUAUCUACAAAGACACAGGGUUGCAACUUCUGAGGCAGAUGCUCCCCUUAAUACCCAGCAUACAUCACCAGGAAUAUGUGCUUCUAGAUCGCAUCACAACUUUACCCUUGCCUUGAGCCAUCCUUACCAUAGGACAUCAUCAUCAGAGUCGCCUCCUUGCCAAAUCCUCUGCCACGAUAGCUGGGUUCUGAAAGACAGAGCUGCAGAAGUCAGCAUCUUGUUACAUGAGACAAAGCAGCCAUACUGGAUGCUUUUCAGAAAAGACUGUGACCCAGACCAGCAAUGGAUGCCAUUCAGGGCUGAACAGUCAAGGUAAUGCAAUGAGAACAAAAAGCUGCAAUAACAUCUGUGAUUCUGUGAUCUGUCUACAGCUGCCUUUAGCCAAGGUGACAAAGACCCAAGACAGCAAGCAGACCCUUACCUGCUAUCAUUAUUUCAAUCUCACCCAAAGUUGGAUCCUCAGGGUCAGUGAGGAAGAUAUUCACAUCCCCCACCAUGCAGUCCUCAUCCCCACAUGCCUGCUCAGACCACCGCUCCGUGUCCAGUACGAUGAAGGUGCACUCUGGGGAGAAUAAAAGCACAACAUUUUUAGGGUAUGUUAAGAGUUACUUACACAGUACUGAAAGCUGAAAGUAACGGCACGCAGUGGACAAAGUGACAGCAGUUUCCACUUGUUAACAGGGAGGAAGUGGUAAUAAUGAACUUUCCAUGCCAAGCAUGCCUACAUCCAUCACUAGAAAUGGAAAUCACCAGAAAUCACUGUCUGCUUAUGCAGGCACUAAGACUAGAAACAAGCAUGAAAGGAGCACGGAAAUGUCUCACUGCUUUCUCUCUCUGCAGCAAGUCUGGGCAAAGGAGUGUUUGGUGCACAAGACAUCAAGACUUGGUGAUUCACCAGUCAGUCUUACUGCUGCUCUCAGCAAGGCUUUUAACGCCAGCUGAGACAAACGUUCCAGGCUGAGAUCUUUGCCAGCCUCGGUAUUUUGCUGCUCACCGUGCUUCUACAAGGCUUUUAUGGGCAGUGAUUCAUUACCUGUAAUACAGCCAGGGAACCAAUUCAGACAAUACAUCUCAACGAGGUAAUUACAAAGCCAUUCCAUUUCUCAAGGAAAAAUACAACUCCCUUCCAUGUUUUCAUGACAGUGAGAACUGGGGAGUGGUGACUGUGCAGCAGCUUAUCAGAUAACGCUGUGUAAAGUAAAUCAGUUAUCUCUGAAAAACCACACAAGAAGGACACCAACAGCCCUGGAUGUUCUCUAAUUCCCUGAGCAUAUAUUGGCUGCAAACAUGCUCUGGUCUCCCUAGAAAGUUACCACAGCUGUGUUCCCCUUGCUUUAAACUGCCAUCAUUCAGUCCAAAGACUGAAGAUGAAGGAACCCAGAGACCCACAAAGUACAGAAACUGUAAAGAUGAACAGAGUAAGCCAAUGUGCUGCAGGACUAAGGCAAAGCUGUGUGCUGAACAGAAAGCCAGCCUCACACCCGCUCUGGCUGCUAGCAAAGCCCGCUCACCAGGCACUCUCAGCCCACCGCGUGUCCUUUCCAGCACAGAAAGGGACCCUCUCAGCCCUUCCACCCGCCCUCACAAAACAUUUAAGACCCGCACUGUCUGCAUCGUCCCUCCAGCUGCGCUGCAUCUCGUACUCCUGCUCCAGGCUCAGUGGUUCCGAAGCGGUCAGGCGCUGCAGCUCCUCUGACUGCAUCCACUCGUGGUACCUGAAAAGAGGUCACUGGCUUCAUGCUGCUACUGCACUCGGAUUUCCACAAGUGCUCCAAGGAUCUGCCUGUCACCUAUCAGCGAGCUGUCCUAGAAAUGCCAGCCUGGCAUUCACAGCAGCUUAAAAGCAUCUGCAAACCCCUUUUUAAUACAGAACAAGAAUCGGUGCUCUUGGAAAUUCAGCAAUACCUGCUGAUCCUGCAGCUUUGUCUGGAGAGCACCAUAAUGCGAGCCAGAGCCAAGAGCACAGACCCAGCAGCGCCAGGUUCCACUGCACUUCGUACCGACUGCUUCCCUACAGCAUCACCGUACUGCCGACCACCCGACUAACGCUGCUCACUGCCCGCCCGCGCUCCUCCCUGCUCGCACAGCCCGGCGUUACGCGCUGCCGUCCUGCCGCUCUGUGGCCGGUGGGGAACGACAGCGGCAGAGCACGGAGCUGCGAGGGGCGCCGGCCGCACACACCGACAUUUCCCACCGCCCUGCUCCCACACGGAGGACGGCCGCGCUGCCGAGCCCGGCCCCGUCUGUGCGCCGUGCUAAAAGAGAACCGAAACCGGACAGCACAGAGCGGCAGAGGCCGGGAGCCGCGUACCGGGGCACGUGCGCCGAGCUGUACGGCACCAGCGUCACCUUGUCGCCCCGCAGCGCGGUGUUCUGGUUGAUCCUCAUGGCCCCGCUGCCGUCACCGGGCGGCCCGGGGAAGGGCAGCGCUCCGUGGAGCGCUAUGGAAGGCGGCUCGGCGGCAUGGGCUCGUAACGGACAGGGCCCGGCUCGUAGCAAUGCCCUCAGAGCCGCCUCCCUGCGAGCGCAGCGCCCUGUCGCUGCCGGGGGCACAGAACGGCAGAAGCCCUCCGCGCCGCACGGCCCGGGUGGUGCGGGGGGGGCGCUGUGGGCCGGGGGGCGCUGUGCCGACACGAACAACAGCUGACCACUACCGCACGCACGCGCACAAACUCCGCACAGUUCCCUGUCGCGGACGGUGACGUCGUCAUCUCCCCGUCCCCUCUGCGCGCACGUGACCUCACACCCCCAAUCGCAGGUUGAGGACAGCAGAAGUUGCAAACGCCGUCUUCGUUUCCUGCAGUUCUCCCAGCUGUCGUCACCAUGGCUGGGGGCAUCACAGAUACGGGGGAGCUCUACUCUCCGUAUGUUGGUCUGGUUUACAUGUUCAACCUCAUCGUCGGGACAGGAGCCCUAACCAUGCCAAAGGCAUUUGCAACAGCAGGGUGGCUCGUCAGCCUCGUUCUCCUGAUGUUCCUGGGCUUUAUGAGCUAUAUGACUACUACUUUCGUGGUUGAAGCCAUGGCUGCUGCAAAUGCCCAACUGCGAUGGAAGAGAAUGGAAAAACGCAAGGAGGAUGAUGAGGAUGAAGAUUCUUCCUCUGGAGUGUCUGACAGUGAUGUUCUCCUCCGAGACAGCUAUGAGCGAGCAGAGACACGACCUAUCCUGUCAGUUCAGAGACGCGGAUCACCAAAUAUCUUUGAAAUCACAGAAAGAGUGGAGAUGGGCCAGAUGGCUUCCAUGUUCUUCAAUAAAGUGGGUGUCAACCUCUUCUAUUUCUGCAUAAUUAUCUACCUCUAUGGGGACCUGGCAAUCUAUGCAGCGGCUGUACCGGUCUCCCUCAUGCAGGUGACCUGCAGUGCCAUUGGCAACCAUUCUUGCAAUGUUGGAGAUGGCACAAAGUAUAAUGAUACAGACAAGUGCUGGGGGCCAAUUCGAAGGAUUGAUGCUUACAGGCUGUAUCUGGCAGCAUUCACUCUUCUCUUGGGUCCUUUCACCUUCUUCAAUGUGCAGAAGACCAAGUAUCUUCAGAUCAUGACGUCUCUGAUGAGAUGGAUAGCUUUCAUCCUCAUGAUAAUUCUGGCCCUCAUUCGCAUCAGCAGAGGCCAAGCAGAAGGUCACCCGUCCAUGGCCCAGCUGUCGGGCAUCCGCAAUCUCUUUGGGGUGUGCGUCUACUCCUUCAUGUGCCAGCACUCCCUGCCAUCCCUCAUCACACCCAUCUCGAAGAAGAGGCACGUCAACAAGCUUGUGCUGCUCGAUUACAUCCUGAUCCUGGCUUUCUACAGCCUCCUGUCCUUCACUGCCAUUUACUGCUUUCGCAACGACACCCUCAUGGACAUGUACACGCUCAACUUCACCAACUGUGAGAUCAUCAACGUUGCCUUCAUUCGCUACUUCUUGGGCCUCUUCCCAGUCUUCACCAUCAGCACCAACUUCCCCAUCAUCGCAGUGACCCUGCGCAACAACUGGAAGACCCUUUUCCACAGAGAAGGGGGGACCUACCCCUGGCUGGUGGAUAGGAUUGUCUUUCCUGCCAUCACGCUGGUCCCCCCGGUGCUGGUGGCUUUCUGCACUCACGAUCUGGAGUCCUUGGUGGGGAUCACGGGAGCCUAUGCUGGGAAUGGGAUCCAGUACCUCAUCCCAGCUUUCCUGGCGUACUGCAGUCGGAAGGACACCCAGCUGGUCUUCGGCAGCGGGACGGUUAACAAGCACCUCUCCCCUUUCCGGCACACCUUCUGGAUAGUGUUCGUACUCAUAUGGGGCUUUUCUUGCUUUGUGUUUGUGACUGCAAACAUUGUCCUGAGUGAGUCUAAGUUGUGAUGUGGGGGUAAGUGUGGUGCUCCCUCUGGGGCUCCGGGGACUUCCACCCUCACCAGGACUUUGGGGAAAGAGGUGGUGUGAAGGGAAGCCUCCGGGCCAUUGGCGUGGUGCAGGUUGGUCCUGGACACAGACUUUCUUCACUCCAGAUUGAGUGCGGAUGGAGUGGGCUCAGCCUCGUCAUCCUGGUUCUCAGACCCACUAUCCAAGCAGCUUGCACGCCAAACCAGUGUCCAGCCAUUUCUGCCUUCAGCUCUGUUUGAGCAUCACUCUGUUCUUACACUGACUCUCUUCUGAUGCUGCAGGUUUCAGUACAGGGAGAGCAGACAGCCUUGGCUGCUCGCUACAGUCAUCAGCUCCAUGUUCUUUCUCCCCUGGGCAGGGACUUGCUGUGUGCAGAGUCCAGCAGGAGUUUGGGGGUGAGGAGUCUCUUCUGUCUGAUGAGACCCCUCCCAGCCAACCUCCUGUGCCAGUUCAGGGAGGAAUGGAGAGUCUGGUGUGGGGAUAGCCCUGGCUCUGAAGGCUCUGUGCUCUGUUACACUUGUGCUUUUGUUUUUUUUCAGAGACACUAACCUGUUUGUGCUCUGGGGAAGGAUUGCCUGCUUAUCAGAGCUGGAUUUCUCCAGGCCAGGAGUUCACUUUCACACUUCUCAUCCUUUGCUCUCCUUUGCUCUGACAGCCCCAACCCCACAGAGGAGUGCAAGGAUAUAGCUCUUCCUGCUGGGAAGGAGAGUGCUGCCUUGCUUCCCUUGCCUCCUGCAUGCUGCUCCGUGACUUCAGCUGGCAGGGCCCUUUUCCAUUUCGUACAGGGCUGGUGCGACAGGCCAGACCCCAGCUGCAGUGGUCAGGGUUUGUGUGGGCUGGGAAGGUGCUAAUUACCCAGUCCUGACACGUGUUAGGCCUGCAAGAGCUCUGGCUGUGCAGGCUGAUGCAUUUCCAGCCUCCUGUGCUGGGUAAUUAGCUUUGAAACAAGGUGGGUGUUAACUCAAGGGAAUGGGCUGGUGCCAACAGGAAGGGGCCGUGCCAUGGCUCAGCUGUGCGUGCCUCUGCAGGAGCUGAGCGCCCAGCGUUACAGGGGACAGAACAGACACUGGUCCUGAAUCUCCCUGCUCUGCACAGCUGUGAGGUGGCAUUCUGCUGGUCCUGAGCUGCCGACCUCCUGGGCGUUUCUCUGCAGGUGUUGUGCUGCCUGCUGCAUUAGCCAGCUGGUGCUGCAGGUCACAGUUGCUGCUUCUGAGGCUCCCGUUGGUCACCAACACUGCGCAGCGACAAACGGCGCUCGUUCCACCCUUCCUGGCCCCCAGGCACGGAUUGUAUGGGAGUUUAACAAAUGCAAGAACUUCAGGAGUUUUCACCUGAAAUAUUUCAAACCCUUUCUUCCCUGCCCUCGUUAGACAGGUUCAAAGCCAGGUGUGUGUCACUUCUGUUAGAUCCUCUUGCCCUCUGCACUUGCUGCAGUAUUAAGUGUUACUGUUAGCUAAAGCAAGCUUUGAACUGCAGCUCUUUUUAAUCAAGCUCCGUUUUCAAGUAGGACUUUCUCGUUUCCAUAUGACCUGAAGUGCUGCUCCUGGGGGACUGCACAAGUACCUGGAGCUGAAUAAAAACACUUGAUGGUUUCUAAAGCAAAGCCCUCCACCUCCAGCCUGAGCGCUGUGCAUGCGUCCGUGCCAGGCUGCUGGGGGAGGAUGUGAGGGGUCUGUUUCCUUCAGCUCCAUCCUGAGCAGGCACUGGCAGCCCUUGCUAGUGAAUUUAAACAUCCCCACAUCCCCGAGUGCUCCAGGGAAGCUGAUGUGGCAUCUUUGGUGCCAGAUGAGCAAGUUCCUUAGCAGGUGGCUGGUGUCUCAUUUAGGAGUAGCUGUGCAGUUUGGAGAGUAAAUUCAGCGGGCAGUUGAGCUGGGGGUGUUCUGUGAGGUGUGGGGCAGACAGCAGCUCCCCCCCCGCCUGCGUGGUGUGGUGGAUGGCAGGUGCUGUGCUGGGGCAUGCUGGGCCAUCCUGUCCUCAUGCAGCAGCUGUGUGCCGGGCAGAGCCAAAGGAGGAAUUUGAUGCUAAUGAAAGCAGCCUUCAGAAGGCUGGAAGGGCUGCAGGGGCUGCUCCUCUGUACGAGUGCACAGGUGUGGCUUUAUGGAGGAGGCCGAUGUAUUUCCUAUUGCACUGCCUGCCCUCAGCUAUCCCCCCCUUCUGCAAGGCACUCAGCUCAGCCUCAUCCCUUUCUUGUCUCCACAUUUCAUUGCCCGCCAGAGAAUGGGAAUGUCAUCCGUGACCGAUGUCACUUUGCCCCCAUGUGUCCUCCCUUCCCUGCCCAGGGCUGCCCUCCAACUGCCCAUGGGCUGCAGCUGCCCACCCCCUCCAGGUACAGCAUCCUCUGUUUCCCCUCCUGCCCCCUGGGGUAACCACUGCCUGUGCCAAAGCACAGCUGCUCCUGGGCCCCACUGUGAGCCCCACCUCUCCCAAGGACUGGGCUGUCUCGUUUGCUGGUCUCACACAUGAAGCUGUGCCUUCUCUUCCCUGGCCGUGGUGAGCUGCCCUCCCUGGGCACGCUGUGGGCAGGAGCUGCUGGGCCUGGGGGGGGCUGUGCUGUGGCACUCCAGACAAUUAGAAGAGCUGUGGUGCCCGAGGAGAGGGGGAGCUUUCAGACAUAAAUCAUCCCAAAUUCCUGGACACCCGCAGUCCUUGGGCAGCAGAAAACAAUCCUGGCUGAAGAAUUGGAGUGAUUAAGGGAAGGAAACUCCGUGGUGGUGAGAGCGUUUGUCAUACAAACACUACAUAGCAAUGCCUUAAAACUGAUGGGAGGGGAUGGGAAGGGGUGCUGAGCAGAGCGGGGUGCUGCGGGCUGUCAGCCCCUCCUCCCCGGGCUGUCACACGUCCCAUUAGCACAGGUCCUCACGUGGUGCUUGUUCUGAACGCAGUCAGUUCUCAAUAAAGGGAUUCAGACCAACAACCUGCACACGUCCGUCCUGCCUGCCCUGCAUUGCAUCCUGCAGGGACCGCGGGCGGAUGGGGCAGAGGGCCCUCAGUGCUGCUGCUCCAUCAGCUGCUGCCUGCGAGCUCCAUUAACGCAGCUGCACUUUCCUCUUCUCAAUUAUACCUCCUCACACUUAAAACCAAACAAAUUGAAUUGCUCCGCUGCCUCGGGCUGCAAAAGCAGUUUCUGCCAACAAAUUUAUUAUCGCCGUAAAGCGCAGCUUGAUUUAUGUUAAAAUAUUAAAGCAGAUCUUUAUGAUGGAAAUAAACACUUUUGCUGCGA
Molecule: messenger RNA, 12324 nt
Organism: Gallus gallus (chicken)
Lineage: Eukaryota; Metazoa; Chordata; Aves; Galliformes; Phasianidae
Gene: SLC38A12
Product: transmembrane protein 104
Exons: 10
Coding region: 7587-9083 (498 amino acids)
Source: RefSeq, a predicted model, not a curated record